AUGGGGGUGAGAGAGGCGAGGUGGAAAGUGCGGACGUCUCUCUGGUGCCUCUCACGCGCCCCGCUCUCCUUCCCUUCACCAGCCAUCCCCCAUCGCCCCUCUCGAGACGCGUCGACGCGGGUAGCGCUUUGACCGCCGGCCGCUUUCUACUAUCACUCUAUCUUACAUUACCGCGAGGCCUUCUUCCUCUCGUACUGAUUAUUCUCGAGCAUCUCACGCCCGCUAGCGGCUUCGAUCGACCCCCUUUUUUGUUUGCAUGAACGGCGUCCAGGAGUUGUUAGUCCAGUCCGUGUCCAGUCAAAUCAAUGAACGGCACCUUGCUGUGGUGAAGUAGACCAGAACACAGGUAAGCGAGGCUCAAGGUUGAUGUUAAUAUUACCGCGAUAUCAAUAAGUUUGGUUAUCUUCAAUCAGUGGGUUCCAGAUCGAAUGCAGGUGGCUGCGACUUCAGCUAGCUCGGCCAGUCAGUCCCCUCAAACCUUGUACACCUAUGCAUCGUUCGGUCGUGGAGAUGUUUUGGCCCGUGACCCCAAGCUGAAUGGACCAGUCGAAGGCCAAGAAGAUGAUCUCGAUUCCAACCAGCUGGCUCCAUCUUCUUCACUGACACAAUCUCCAAACAUCGAGCAUUCUCCCUUCAGGUCAGACAUCGAGAGUAACGUCAACUUGGACAGUUUCGACCAGUUGUCGGGUUCGUCUGGUACUGCUGGUGCUACGCCGAGGGAUGACCAAGAGCCAACAUCUUCUCAUGCGUUGGAACUGUCGGUUAAUGGUGCUCAAGUGCGACGACUGAAAAGGCUAGCUGUUUUGAAUGGGAGUUUAUUGAGGAAAUGUGGUAAGGUUUAUCUUUGUUAAUUUGGAUUUAGGAAUAGUGCGAUAACUCUGUAGAGUUAUAAUCAACUUUCUAUUUACUUAGACGGCUUUAUUGUCUACAAUUUUAUUUUGAAAAGAUGGUUAAUAUUUGUUUUGUAGGAGUUUUGUCAGUGCAAGUUUCGUCGAGGAACAAGAUCGAAAAACUUACGGUUGGUCGAUCAAACUUCUCUCGAUGUAAUAUCAUAGCAUUUCCACCAGCUCCACGACCUCGCAAGUUCCCAGUUGAAUCUGUAUCUGAUCUCCAGAAACGUACACUUGGUACUCCUGGUCCUUCAGGGGAAUCGAGACGAAUGGAUGUUAAAUGUAAGUGGAUUUACCGUUUUAGUGUUUUAUUAACAUUUUAUGUUAACUUUUUGUUAUCAUUGGCUUUUAAGUUUAAAAAAAUGAUUUUUAUAAUUAAAAGUUUUGAAUUAAACUUUGUUACCUAUAUUAACCAAUACAGUAAGAUUAUACAAUCAAAUUUCAUUUUUAGAUAUAAUCAAACCGAACGAAGUGCCUGUUAAUACCGAGAAUCCGAUGUUAAUGAGUAUGCUGAACAAGAAUGGACCGGUGCCAGAACAAGCUCGUUAUGUACCAGUUCAGCCUCCGCCGAUGGUACCGGCUUAUGGUCCCGGGUCGGCUUCGUAUAAGAUGUCGAAUGGAGAAGUUCACGAACCCUUUCCUCACGUGGAUCCGGCCAAGUUUAAUGGUCAUUCUGAUCUACAGGUGAGAAUAUAAAGCUAUAUCUUUAGCCAGAAGAUCUCUAGGAUAAGAUAACGCCACAGUAAAUUCAUUUUUGAAAUUUCAAUUUUUGGUGGUAAGAUUGACUAUAAUUUAAUUUUUUUGAAUGCAACAUGGUUAAUAUCCUGAUUUUCAGGGCGAAUCCGCGCCAUCGCCGAAGAAGCCGAGGAAGUCUCGAGCCAAGAAGCCGAAAGAAGAACAAAAACCUCCAGAACCCACGAUCAGAGCCAUCCAACCUCAACAUCAGAUGCCUCAACAAGUGCCUCCAGAUUAUUAUAUUGCUCAUCAACAGGGAAUGCAACAACAUCAGCAACGUGUUCCGCCUAUGCAUCUAGCGCCUCAGGUAGGUUACUGUAAAAUAUCAGAGAAAAGCAGUUUUUAAUGGGACUUUUGAAGGGCUUUUGUUAACUAAAGCUAAACUAAAAGUAGUCUUAUUGAUCGCGAGACUUUGGUUAUGGUUGGGGUAAUAUUAUACUGAAAACAUUGCCAUUAUUUUUUAAUUCUUCUUGAAAUUUUUGACCGAAAUUUAAAAUCUUACUUUCUGUUUUACCUAAUAUUAUAAUAAAUGAUCAUUUUUGAUCAAACAAUGUCUAUAAAAUAUAAUUUUAGUACCGCCCGGCGUACCCUGGCUACCCUCAACAACAUCAAGGUAUGCCUCCCGGUGGACCACAACGCGUUUUCGUACCAAACCAACAGUAUCCUCAACAAAUGUGGACUCAGGUAGGUUAAUCGCAUUCUAAAAAUUUUUGGAGGGGUAUUAUUUAGGGUUUAUAGCUAGUAUUUUGGUCGAAAAGUUUGUAGAAUUGGCAUUUUUUAUAAAUAUUUGAAAUUUUUUCUUGAUUUUUUGGGUUUUUAUUGAUUAUUAAAUUAAUCAGGAAGAGCUUAGAUGGUUAAUAUUUCCUAAGAAGCAUAACAAGUUAGACACGGAUUGACUGAUUAAAAAUUUGCAUAAUGAACCACCUAAAAAAAUAUAAACUAAUUUAAAUCUAUUUCCAGGUCCCAGCUGACGAAAAACAAAUGAUACAACAGCAGCAACAACAGCAACAGAUGCGGAUGCAACAGAUGCAAGGCUACCCCGGCUAUCACUACAAUCAGCCGAUGAACGUGGACGAGCAGAAUCGACCGAUUCUGAACGGUCGAGUGCAACAACAAGUGAUCAGCCCUCAGGAAAUGGAGUUCCGUCGCCAGCAACAAAUGCGAAUGCAGAUGCAACAACAGCAGAACAUGCAGCGAAUGCCCAUGCCUCCACAGUAUCCCCAGACGCCCGGUCCUUCCAAGGAUUCUGGAAUGAAGCAGGAGUACGAACUGGCUGACAACGUCGACGACCUCAUGCCUACUUUCAAAAGUGAUGAGGGUAUGUUAAAGAUAGUUUUUAUUUAUUUUUGAAUCUUUUUUUUGGUUUUAAGGUAGUUAUCAGGGUUUAAAAAAUUAAGCUUUUCCCGCCUAUAACGACUUGUAAAACCUUCCUUUUCAGCCGAAGAUUUUGACCUAGAAUCAAUCGUCCCCAGCAAACUGGAACAGCCCGAGACAAAGCCGAAACCGACCAAAAAGAAGGCAACCCAGUCCUCCAAGGCCAAGAAACAGUCGGAGAAGAAGGAGCUGGACGAGUUGGAGAAGGCGAUGAAGCGGAAUCCAGACGAUCCGCUGAGCUCGCCGCUGAUCCCAGACGAGCAGGGCCGCAUGAUCGGGAGCGCCAUCGACUGUGUGAUGGAGCGAGUGAUGCGAGAACAACAACAAGGUCAAGCUACGGCCUGUGUGCAGGGUCAACAACCCACCACCAGUGUCCAACUACAAGGUCAGCAGCCAAGCACCAGCUCUCAUUCACAACAACCCUGCAACUCCACGUCUAUAACGACAACAAAACCGGAACGGACGUGGCCUGACGGUCCGGACCUACCUCACGAUGUACCUCAGCCGGCCUCUUCGGACAUCCGAAGGGACCACUCAUCUUCUUCGUCUUCCACUUCGAAUCCCCGUGACGACUUCUCGGCCCCCUCCUCGGUGCCGGACUAUCAGCAUCAGGAAGGCGGCUACAGGUACGGCAUGUACGGUGACAUUGUACAAAAUGGAAAUCAGGUGAGUCAGUCUUUUAUUCGUUGCUUUUUAUUUUAGGUAUAGGUCCGAAAGUAUAUAGAACUGUAUUUUUUUUACUUCAAAAGGGCUUUUGUUGAUAUUUGGCAUAAUGAUGCUAUAUCUCAUUAAUUUAUGGCAAAACUAUAGUAAAGCGAUCGCUACAGUUUUCAAAAUCAAAUUAUUAAUAGCGUCAGAAACUUAUAAACACCCUUAUUACUAUUAAAAACACCAAAAAAUUGUUUCAACCGUUAUAAAUCACAUUUUAAAACCAUCUUCAUACCUAAAACAUUAUUGUUUUAGAUUCAGUACCCCGUGCAGCAGUCGCAGAAAGCAUUUCCAGCCCCGGACCAUCCGUACCAUGGAGAAUUCGACAAGAACUGGGACUUUCUCGAGCCCAACAACGGAUCGCAACGGAGCGGCGAGAAGGAAUUACAUGAUAUUCGCGUAGAGCAAUAA
Bursaphelenchus okinawaensis is the source of this 4118-nucleotide messenger RNA. The record is from the annotation of a GenBank genome assembly. NCBI's taxonomy places the organism in Eukaryota, Metazoa, Nematoda, Chromadorea, Rhabditida, Aphelenchoididae.